Messenger RNA from Amaranthus tricolor (Joseph's coat), 5461 nucleotides. Its product is annotated as probable anion transporter 4, chloroplastic. Gene Ontology annotation, molecular function: phosphate transmembrane transporter activity. The transcript has 9 exons. Lineage: Eukaryota; Viridiplantae; Streptophyta; Magnoliopsida; Caryophyllales; Amaranthaceae. Gene Ontology annotation, biological process: transmembrane transport. Gene Ontology annotation, cellular component: plastid. The record is from RefSeq and is a predicted model, not a curated record. Bases 91 to 1881 code for a protein of 596 amino acids.
CAACAAGAAGCAACAAACAAUAAACAAUAGCCAACGAUCAACAAGCCACCAGUCAAUGGCCAAUGACCAUCGACUAACCGUCAAUUAUCAAUGGGAAACAGUGGACCAGUGUCACUAACUCAGAAUGCACCCGCCUACGUUCUGUCCCUUCCUCCUCCACUAACUUUUGCAUCCAGGUAUCAAACCAUGGACACAACCUCCUUCUUAUGCAAUUCCAAAUCUCGCUUUCGCACAAUUUCCCCUUCUCAAAACCCUAAUUUCCUUUUCUUCCAUAACCAUUCUCUCUCUUCUCAAAUUACUUAUGUUUCCUUCACCAAUCAAUUGAUUCUUCCCUCCUUUGCCGGUAUUCAUUCUCCGAUUUCGCCGACUUUCAAAUUCCGACAUGAAUUCCCGAAAUUACUUUCCAGAAAAUCUAGGUUUUCUUCCGGAGAUUCGCAGUCGUUUGUUGAUGGAAAAAGUGAAGAAAUUGAGUCGCCGAGUUUUGUGGAGUUUUUGACCUCUGAAAGAGUAAAAGUAGUGAUGAUGCUUGCUUUAGCUCUCGCUCUUUGCAAUGCUGAUCGUGUUGUUAUGUCGGUCGCCAUUGUUCCUCUUUCUCUAUCAAAUGGUUGGAGUCAAGCUUUCGCUGGCGUUGUUCAGUCAUCUUUUUUGUGGGGAUACCUUGUAUCACCAAUUGCUGGUGGAGCUCUAGUGGAUUACUAUGGGGGAAAGACUGUUAUGGGAUGGGGUGUUGCUUUGUGGUCUUUUGCUACUUUUCUUACUCCGUGGGCAGCUGAAAAGUCUCUUUGGGCUCUGCUUGCCAUUCGAGCUACACUUGGAAUUGCAGAAGGUGUAGCUCUUCCUUCAAUGAACAACAUGAUAUCAAAAUGGUUUCCUCGAGCAGAACGAGCAAAAGCUGUUGGUAUAGCAAUGGCUGGGUUUCAGCUUGGAAGUGCUAUUGGACUAGUACUUUCUCCCAUUCUCAUGUCUAAUGCUGGUGUUUUUGGACCAUUUGUGAUAUUUGGAUUAUCCGGAUUUCUCUGGGUUGUGGUUUGGCUGUCUGCAACUUCCAGUAUUCCAGAGAGAAGCCCACAGAUUUCUAGUUACGAAUUAAAUUACAUACUGUCUGAGAGGCAAAAACCUCAUCCAUCCAAUGCUGGGAAGACACACAAAGCUUUUGUGAUCCCACCUUUUAGGCGAAUGCUCUCUAAGCUUCCUACAUGGUCACUUAUGGUUGCCAAUGCCAUGCAUAGUUGGGGAUUCUUUGUUAUUCUGUCAUGGAUGCCUGUAUACUUUAAGAGCGUAUAUCAUGUUGAUCUUAGUCAUGCGGCUUGGUUUAGCGCUGUUCCCUGGACCAUGAUGGCCCUUUUGGGAUAUUUCGCAGGUGCUUGGUCAGAUAUGUUAAUCCAGCGUGGUUUAAGUGUCACUUUGACCCGAAAAAUCAUGCAGUCAAUAGGGUUUUUUGGUCCUGGCAUUGCUCUUGUUGGCCUUACUACAGCUUCAAGCCCAAUGAUAGCUUCUGCUUGGCUUACAUUAGCUGUUGGACUAAAGUCAUUCACUCAUUCUGGUUUUCUUGUCAAUAUACAGGAAAUUGCUCCUCAAUAUAUUGGCGUCCUACAUGGACUGGCUACUACAGCUGGAACUUCAGCAGCGAUUCUAGGGACAAUUGGGGCUGGAUUUUUUGUUGAAUGGUUUGGAUCUUUCAGAGGAUUUUUGUGGCUGACAUCAUGCUUGUAUUUCUUGUCUGCUUUGUUCUGGAAUCUAUUUUCAACUGGAGAGCUGGUAGAUUUUGACGCAUCCAGUUAUAUAACGAGGUUACGUAACAUAACGGGGGAGUUUUUAUUCCAUGUCGCUGUACUGAAUGCCAGUUGCAAUUUAGCCGUAGGCCGUAGCUAUAUGAGUUAGCUGUUGCCGCUUUUCUCCGGCGAACCAAUUCAAGCUUCACCAAAACAACUUGCCAAGCUUCGCUUCUAGCGCCAAAUUGUUCCUGUGUGAUACUGGAAACAAUUCUUUAAUGAACUAGAUCUUGAUUCUUUGAUCAUUAUCCUUAACCAAGAUUAUUGUACUGGAUUAGGAAGUUUGUUCUUGCUAUCCAGCUAGGUCAUGCAAUAAGACCACUCUCUAGAUACCUAUUGUUCCUGUAAGAUAAAUAAGGGUUAGUGAGGCCCGGAAUGUUUUUCCGGGGUCCUGCUCCGACACCCAAGCCAAUAUUUGAAUGAGAUGAUUUGCCUUAUAGGUGCUUUCAGGUGCACUGUGGCUACAAGGUGGAUUACUACUUAGGACUUGUUUUGCGUGAGGCUUUGUGGUAAAAGGACUGUUGUGUGUAAUACAAUGUACUUAAUCUUCUUUAAAGUGUCUUUUGAAGAUCAACGUGAGUACUUGAAAAACAGCUUAUAUUCAAUGCACAAGUAUUAAUUGUUCUUGAGAUUGAUAUUCUUAAUAUACUCCUCUUAGUAGGAAAUUUUUGUUACCUUAUUUAUGGUGUCUCUUGGAGUCUUUAUAGUCCAUCAUUUGGUGUAAGGAAUGAUUUUCCUAGACUGUAAGACUAAACUUUUCUUCCCAAAUUGUUGACUAAUCUUCUCUUCCAGAAUGAUCUUCUCCCAGAUUCCAUGAGAUUAAAUCUUCAGCACAUACAAUGUGCCCCCCAAACUCUUGAAUUCUAAAAUUAGAAUUCCGAGGUUUGUAUCAUUACAAUUCUUCUGACAAGAUAGAAACUUAAAAAAUUUUCUUUUCUGAAAACUUUACCUUACUGAAAAACAAAUGCACUUGAAUUACCAUCUUUGGAUUUUGGGGAAAAAAUAUGAUUUGGAUGAAAUAUGGUAAAGUUAAUAUUGGAAAUUAGUUUUCAAACAUUCAUUAUUUGAUAAAUUAAAUUAAAUAUAAAUUUGCUGAGAUUAUUCGAUUAACUUCCUUGAUUUUCGAUUUGUUUUCAAUUAAAAAUUGGUUUGGGUUUACAACAGUUCAGUUAAUUAUCGAUUUGAGUUUACAAAAAUUCGACUAAAAAUUAAUUUGGUUUUAGUAGGUUUGAGUAUAUCGAGUUGGAUAUGGCUAAGUUAGGUUACUAUUAGGUUCGGGUAAUCUCGGACAAUAGUUAUAUGUUGGUUACAAAAUUCGGUCGCAGUUUAGAUUCAGUUUUUCAAUUUUCGAUUAUCAAUCGGUUCAAUUUAAUUUCGUUUCGAAUAAUGUCGGUUUGAUAAACUUUAAACAAGAACAUAUGUUCGGAUCGGAUGAGGUAUGAUACAUUAGUAAAAGGGUAUAUUGGGGAUUUUAAUCUUGGUUAGUUAGGUUAGGGAAGGAAAAUUAGUAUGAAUAUUCAAGAUGUAAUAAUUCAGCAGCUAGUCUCUUGAGAGAUCGUCUCUUUGAGAGACGUAUCUGAAGCCCAGCCCAUUAAAGAUUAACGCCUACUUACCGUAUUUUUAAUACAUACUUACAUUAUCCUUAAUGUUUAUUUACCGUAUUCUUAAUGCCUACUUUCAAUAUCGUAAAUGUCUACUUAUAUCAUUCUUAAUAUCUACUUAUAAUAUUUUAAAAAAUAUAUAGUAGGCGGUCCCGAUUUGAGGUGGUCUCUCUCAUAAGAAUUUUGUGAUAAUUCAGGGGAUAUGUUGUGAAUGAAAUAAAGUACCACUUGCGAGUUUGGGCAGCACUCGAAGCCUACCUAUUGUAGUUUUCUUUCGUUGCAUUUUCAUAUUCUGUUGUUUGUCAUGUGUAGACUCUUUCUUUAGUCUUAACACGUAGGUUACUUGCUUACACUACCGUCGUAAGACAAGUUAAGCUUAUCCGAAACUAAGCAGGCAAGGUUAGUAACUAAGUAGUAAAGCUUCUUGUGGGCUAAGUGAAUAUUUAUAUGUAUUACUUAUGAGAACUUUACAAGGCUUUUCCAAGAUAGUUUAUAUAAAUGACAACGGUACCUAUUUAUAGGCAAGCCCUUUAACUCAUAACUUUUAUAAUUCUCUACAUUAUUUACAAUCUAAAAAGUCCUAUAAAAUAUUCUAGAGCCAUCCUUUUUAAAAUGUUCUAGAGACUUCUACAAUACUGUAGUAUAUGCAAGAUUUUACUAGUAUGUUCUAGGACCUUUUGGAAUUUUUAGACUUAUCCUACAUUUAUAUGAUAUUUCUAGAGUGUUCUAGUCACUACUAGAACAUUCUAGAUAUUUCCACUAAAUCUUUCUAGUUUCUUCUAGAACAUUUUAGACAUUUCGGAUUAAUUUAAUCUCUUCUAGAAUGUUCCGGACUAAUCUUCCCGAUAUUUGGGGUUUAAAAUGUUUACUCGUGACAUGUACGAUUUACAACUGGAUCAGAAGCUGUCUACUACAUAAAUUUCGAUUCUGGUUUGGAAUUUGGGUUCACAUGUGAACAACUUUAAUAAUCCACUUGUUUUUUUUGUCUUAUUCUCCAACCCAAUUACACUAUCCACUAAAUUUCAUCCAAAUCAUUUUGGGUGCAUUCUCAUAGGGAAAGAGGGAGUACAAGAAUUUUUUUGAUGUUUGCCUUGCAAGUUUGACAUAAUUUACGAAAAAUCUACUUUUAUUUCCUUGCAAAACUUGAAUUUUCUCAAUGUAAAUCCUUGAACUCGACCAUGCACUGUAAUGAAAAUUAGACCUCUCUCACUUAGCGAUGCGUAUUUGAAGAAUGAAUACUUACCCCAGCAACUAACGAUGAUCGAAUCGCAAGACACACUGGUCUCUUCUCAACCAUUGUAGCUCGAAAACACCUGUAAUACUUUUAAGGGUUCAGAUGUUAAGGGAUGUGUCUGGACUCUAAACUCUUGCUCUCACACAAAAUGAACUACAAUCAAUCACUCUGCUUAGAAUAUUCUAAAUUUUAUUUCUCAAAAUUCAGAACUGAGUUAUUGUGUUCCCAAUAUGAGACUUAAAUACAAUCAAACUUUUAAUUGGAAUAGAGUACAUGAAAUAAUGUACAUGGAAUGUAAAUAAACUAUCUAAGCUUUAUGUAUUACUCACAGAAGAUGUUGCCGAGUCGUUGCCUGAUCAUCAUCGCCUAGUUGUCUCCACAUUCUUCUUCUACUUUUCAAUCUUCACUUAGCUACUUGCCUAUAUUAACUGUAUUAGCAAGCUACCAUAAGCUACUAAUCAGAUUAUUGGACAUUUCCAUAGCCCGAUGUUAUCUGUAUGUGUGAGGACUCCAAACUCUGCUCACCGAACCUCCAUUAGGAACUUGAGAGUUAAGGGAGAGAUUUGGGGGAACUCUAAAAGGAAAAUUGGUGCCACAAAUAGUCAACCAAACAUUCUCCAAAGGAAAUAGGUGCACCACACACCUUUGCCUUUCAUGAUUCACAAAUCAUAAACCAAGCAACGUCAUAGCCAAGUGACCCUGAAUAUAAAAUGCUCCAGCUUUCUCAUUGGCAUUUCCUGUAGUAAACACUGUACGUUAAACACUAAACAUACUGCUUUGUUUACUCGAUCUUUGUCAUUACAAUCUGCCACUCACCAUGUUUUCACACUGAUAAGCUCCGUUAAUUCUCUAAA